Molecule: messenger RNA, 3204 nt
Organism: Erythranthe guttata (spotted monkey flower)
Lineage: Eukaryota; Viridiplantae; Streptophyta; Magnoliopsida; Lamiales; Phrymaceae
Source: RefSeq, a predicted model, not a curated record
AAGCAGAAGCAGAAGCGGCCAAACUUCAGGUGUGCUCUAUGAUUACCAUUACAACAUUGACAGUUUAUUGACAGUUUACUGUUAAAAUGUGGUAGUACACUUGUAUUUAUGUUGUUAUCUAAUUGCACUAAUGAGGUUUGUUCAUUCAUUGAAGAAAAAUAAUAAUAAUACACAAAAAGAAGCUGAGGUAGAAAACCCAGAAGAUUACAAUGAUCCUGAAACAACUCCGGGCGAUAAGAAAAAACUUUCUCGUCAAAUGGCAAAAACUUACAAGCCCAGUGCUGUCGAGACAUCUUGGUAUGAAUGGUGGGAAAAGUCAAAGUUCUUUGAGGCAGAUCCAGACAGCUCCAAACCAUCAUUUGUAAUUGUUCUGCCACCGCCUAAUGUGACCGGGCCGCUACAUAUUGGCCAUGCUCUUACUGCUGCAAUCCAGGAUACAAUUAUUCGUUGGAGGCGAAUGUCUGGAUAUAAUACACUGUGGGUACCUGGUACUGACCAUGCUGGAAUUGCUGCCCAGGCGUAUGUAGAGAAGCAAUUUCUGAGAUUUACGACAAUUACGAGGGAUGAAAUGGGCCGUUAUUCAUUUAUAAACGAUCUCGGGGAUAUGAAGAAUUUGUAUCGGGAUGCUAUAUUGAGACAACUUCGUUGCUUGGGUGCAUCUCUGGAUUGGUCUCGCGAGUGCUAUACCAUGGAUGAGAAGAGAUCAUUGGCUGUGACUGAGGCUUUUGUAAGACUUCACAAGGAUGGUGUUAUAUAUAGGCAAUUACGUCUAGUGAACUGGGACUGUCUCUUGCAAACUGCAAUAUCCAAUAUUGAGGUGGAACAUAUCGAAAUCAAGGAGCGAACGCCAUUGCGGGUUCCUGGAUAUGAGAAACCCGUAGAGUUUGGGGUGCUGACUUCAUUCGCUUAUCCUUUGGAAGAAGGGUUGGGUGAGAUUAUUGUGGCAACUACUCGAGUCGAAACAAUGUUGGGUGAUACAGCAAUUGCUGUACAUCCAGAUGACUCUAGAUACAGUCAUGUUCAUGGGAAAUUUGCUAUUCAUCCGUUCAAUGGAAGGAAGCUUCCUAUAGUUUGUGAUGCAGUGCUUGUGGAUAUGAAUUUUGGGACUGGUGCUGUUAAGAUAACUCCAGCCCAUGACCCAAACGAUUAUGAAGUUGGAAAGCGUCUCAACCUGGAAAUUAUCAACAUUUUCACUGACGGUGGCAAAAUAAAUAGCAAUGGUGGCCCAGAGUUUACAGGAAUGCCUCGCUUUGAAGCUCGUGUUGCUGUGACUGAAGCCUUAAAGAAAAAGGGACUCUUUAAAGGUGAUCAGAAUAAUGAGAUGCGUCUUGGUAUUUGUUCAAGAACCCGUGAUGUGGUUGAGCCCCUAUUAAAGCCUCAGUGGUAUGUUAAUUGUAAAAGCAUGGCAGAGCAAGCUCUUGAUGCUGUCACAGAUGGUGCAAGUCCAAAGAUUGAGAUCAUCCCAAAACAAUAUGUUGCUGAAUGGAAGAGAUGGUUUGAGAACAUCCCUGAUUGGUGUAUCUCAAGACAAAUUGGGUGGGGGCAUCGUAUUCCAGCAUGGUAUGCAGUGUUGAUAGAUGAACCUAAAGAACUUGGUGCAUACAAUGACCACUGGGUGGUUGGUCGGAAUAAGGCUGAGGCUACGGAGGAGGCUAACAAAAUCUUUUCCGGAAAGGAGUUUGAUCUUCACAAAGAUCCAGAUGUUUUGGACACAUGGUUUUCUUCUGGUAUUUUUCCACUAUCUGUUUUAGGAUGGCCAAAUGAUACCAAAGAUCUCAGAGCAUUUUAUUCGACAUCUGUGCUUGAAACUGGCCCUGAUAUCCUCUUUUUGUGGGUUGCUCGUAUGGUGAUGCUGGGAAUGAAGCUUGGAGGUGAUGUACCAUUUAGAAAGGUUUACUUGCAUCCUAUGGUUUGUGAUGCUCGUGGACGUGAAAUGUCCAAGUUAUUAGGAAAUGCUAUUGAUCCUCUAGAAGUAAUUAAUGGCAUAGAAUUGAAAGGUCUCCACAAAAAGCUAGACGAUGAGUCUAGCUUGGAUAAAAAUGAAUUGGAAAUUGCGAAAGAGGAUUAUGUGAAGGACUUCCCGGAUGGUAUUCCUGAAUGUGGUGCAGAUGCUCUGCGUUUUGCCCUUGUUUCAUACACUGCUCAGUCAGAUAAAAUAAAGUUGGACAUCCAGAAGGUGGUUGAAUAUCGUCAAUGGUGCAACAAGCUAUGGGAUGCGAUAAGGUUCUCCAUGACUAAACUUGGAGAGGAUUACAUCCCUCGAGAAGAGAUGAUUCCAGCUACAUUGCCAUUCAGCUGCAAGUGGAUUCUCUCUGUUCUGAAUAAAGCCAUAUCGAAAACAAUAGUGUCUUUGGAUUCCUAUGAAUUCUCAGAUGCUGCAACAGCUGUAUACUCGUGGUGGCAGUUUCAAUUAUGUGACGUGUUUAUGGAAGUAAUUAAGCCUUAUUUUACCGGUAAUGAUCCAGCAUAUGCAUCUGAAAGGAAGCACGCACAAGAUACAUUGUGGCUGUGUUUGGAUAAUGGUUUACGGUUACUUCAUCCUUUCAUGCCGUUCGUCACAGAAGAAUUGUGGCAGCGUCUUCCUUCUAAGAAAGAUUCUGUGAGGAAAGAGUCAAUUGUGAUAUCUGAAUAUCCAUCAACCGUAGAGAGUUGGAAUAUUGAUGGUGUGGAGUUGGAGAUGGAUCUGAUCCAGUUUGUGGUGAAAUCACUGAGGUCUCUCCGGGCACAGUUGGGACCAAAUGAGAAAUGCGAAAGACUUGCAGCUUUUGUUGUGUGCCUCACAAGUGAUGCAUGGAACACCAUCAAGAAACACGAACUCGAGGUUUCCACCCUUGCUACUUUAUCGUCUCUGCAUGUUUUAAGCAAGAAGGAUGAUGUUCCAGUUGGAUGUAUACUAGACACGUUGAAUGAAUCGGAAUCUGUUUCAGUGUUCCUCAAACUUAAGGGCGUAGUUAACGUGGAAGCUGAAUUUGAAAAGUUAAAUAAGAAGAUGGAGUAUCUACAAAAGGAAUAUGAUGACUUGAAGAAGAUAAGUAAGAAGAUGGAGAAAUUACAAAAGCAACAUGAUGACUUGAAGAACUUGGUCACUCGAGGAAGUUUGCAAGCUUGUUCAACUGAUUAUGGAAGUUAGACUAUGGAAUACUAAAUAAAUUUCUCUUGUUUUGGGCUGAUUUUUAUGAUGAAAUGCUAUUUACGGUUACAAAA